Molecule: messenger RNA, 5419 nt
Organism: Spirodela intermedia
Lineage: Eukaryota; Viridiplantae; Streptophyta; Magnoliopsida; Alismatales; Araceae
Source: the annotation of a GenBank genome assembly
AUGCCGAAGGGGUCACCCGUCCAGGCCCUCUACGAGCUCUGCAGGAAGACCUUUGUGUCCUCCGGCACCGUCGCUUCUCCCCUGGAAAUUCGGAGGAUAACCACUCUCAUGGGUACUCCCCCUCCAUUGAAUGUUUUGAGUUUUGUGUGCAUGCAAUCACAUGAGAUUUCAGCAGUCCGUUUGCUUCUUUGUCUCUCCUGCAUAACUCCAUCCCUCUUUUUGGUGAAUUCUGUCCUAAAUAAUUAGCGUAGAUGCGAAUGUGAGCUUGCUAGCUUUCACCAGAUGUAGUUUAUUACUAGACCCGUCAAAUUCAGAUUUUCUGAUGAGCCGCGUGUUGGUUUCGGUUGCGCAUGGGUAGGCCUCCGAGUUUCGGUCGGUUUCCGCCGUAGUGGGGGAAAAAGAAGUCCAUGCCGUCGGGGAGCAGACCCAAACCAUUUGAACUACUUUCAUGACUUGUGAGACGCAUGCUGUCGGAUGUCAAACCUUCGACCUUGGGAAGGAACCAAGUUACUAAACAACCAAGUUAGCCACUCCUGGAAAAGCGCAUGUAUUAUUUUGCUUCACUCUUCACUGCCCCCCAGCAAUUACACGUACAAGGACACAGUUCGAUAAAUUUGUCGGGUACCAACUGGGAACUGGGUACGUCUCUCUGCCUUGCUCUCACAUUUAGAGAUGAGGUAUCGACUCCUUGUCCCAUUCUUCAGACUUAUCCAUUAUAUCCACAGAAAUCUUCAUCCUUUUUCUCCUCGUCCGAAGAUGGAAACAGGAGGAAUAUCAACACUAUUUAAGGAGCGAUAUUCGCAAAUAUAUUUCUACUCUAUGACUGUAUGUUGACUGGACUCUGCAUUCACGAUUUAUUUCCAUUUUGAGUACCUUUAUAAUUAGUUUUUUCCUUCCAUUUAAUGGUUGAUUCCGCAGAUGUCUGAGAAAUAUUUUUAUUGUCAGUUUUUCUAUUUAUCAGUUUGUCUCAGUUUUAUGAAGCCUAGUUUCUGUACUUCAAGUCAGAUUCGUAUUAGGUCCUUGAUAUGUUUGAAUGUAACUCAAACUGUGCAGAUUCAAUUCGUCCAGAGGACGUCGGGCUCAGUGAUAUUAAUUUGGAUGAUGAGAGAGGACAUGGGUUUUUUGGAAGAGACCUGUUCAGGAAUUUUCCUUCAACAAGGACCGCUAGAUGGUCUCUGCCUAUUACAUAUUUGCAUAUAUACGAGUGUGAGAAUUUUACUGUAAGUUAUUAUCCAGAGUCUUCACUCCAGGACCUUUCAUGUGUGUAUUGUUUCUGCUAUUCUCUGAUAGUAAACGGGAAGUGCUGAUAUGACGUAUUGCAGACAAUUUCGGUUCACACACAUUACGUCUUAAAUUUACAUGAAAAUUGUAACUGUUUUUUUUUUAUCUAUCGUGUGAUUCUGAUGAGAUUUAUCCGUAAGUGAACUAAGAUUAAAUCAGCCAGGGAAAAUCUCGGUAGUUCAGACUGUCUUUGAAGAUGAGAAACAGUCUUUCCUUCGAGUUUACUUCACAUUUCUUUAUUGACAUUCCAUUGCCUUUCAUUUUCAAGUAAUGGUGCACGAAUUUCUUUUCUGGUGAAAGAUGAAACCCUUAAGGAUUUUUUUCUUGUUUGCGUUGUGGAGAUUUUGCUUUCCGUUAGUAAAACGAAAUUAAGUUUAAUGCUCAUUACUCAAAGAAAUUUCACGAAUAUGUCGUCGACAAUAUUGAGUGCCCUGGGUUCGAGGAAUCCUGAGGAUAUCCAGCCACAAUAUGGGGGCCAGGAAUCUUGGACAUAGCAUGUGUGCGGUCGUUGAUGAGAUGAACAUGUUCUGCACGUAACAUUUGAGUGCGUGGAUGAAUAUGUUACUUGUAAGGAAAUCUUUGCUCCUUGCGGUACACAUACCUAUGCUUUUAAAGAUUUGGCAUUCAUCCCGGUGACGCUGUAAUAUUUUGUGAUUCAUAGAUUCAUCCAUUUAUAGGCAGUCUAUGAGUUUAUCAUCUAUGUUGAAUUUAUGAUUAUCUAGGGUAAAUAAAUUCAAGAUCAUGUGGAGGUGGGAAAUCUUGUGAAGCAUGUUUUAACAUGAUACCAAUGUUAUAUGCUCUAACCUGGGAAAUAUGAUUAGAGAUUUCAUGGAAAUAAAGUAAUUUUGUCAUUUUUGUCAGAAGAUGAGACAUUAAGGUCUUCGGAUAGUGGAAUCUUGUCAUGGUGAAUUUUCGAGUUCAACCUGCGCAUAAGUUCCAAAGCAGGAUCUUCUGGUGGUGGUCAUCAAUAUGGACUGGAACAAUGAAGCUUUAUGGACAUUGUCGAGAGUUUGAAGCUCGUCAACUUCGUGAUAAACAUUUUGAAUGAUUUCUUUAUAAUGCACGUGUAUGAAGAGUUACAUUUUAGGCACGUUUCCCUUCUUUCCAAUAUUGCAGUAUCUCUUUCUUUGUUAUUGAACCAUGUGGUUUACUGAUUUUGAUAUUGAGUCAUUUUGGCUGAUCCUCUGGAUACAGUUUAUUCAUGCCUGUUAGUUAAAGCUGUCACCUUUUUGAAGAUCUAUGAUUUUAAAGCAAUGAUUUAUGCAUUUUUAAUUCAGAUUGGUAUUUUCUGCUUACCAACAUCAUCGGUUAUCCCUCUCCAUGAUCAUCCUGGAAUGACCGUCUUAAGCAAAAUCCUCUAUGGCUCUAUGCAUGUCAAAGCAUAUGACUGGAUUGAACCUGCAUGCAUGCAAAGUAAUGGACAAGGUAUGCUAUGCCGCUCAAAUUUAGAAAUUUAGAUUUUGUAAUGCAUCCGAUGAGAUGCUGAUCUUAACAAAUGUUUAUUUGUCAAAUGCGAGUCCUAUUUUUUAAUAAAGUAAACGAAAUAAUCACAUUUUCGACUGGUGCCUCAAUUUUGGAAAAAAUAUUUGCAUCCUGAGAACAUGUUAUCUUCAAAUGCGAGUCUUAUUUGCAUCCUCAAUUUUGCAGCGUCUUUUGAACUUUUCCAUAUUUGAGAAUAUGCUUAAAACUAUUAUACGUCUUUAAACCCCUUCAAUCUUAGAAACAGUGACCAUUGUGGUCUCUACUUUAAUAAUUGAGGGCGAGUAUUGUGAUAUGUUAUCAAGGUUACUCUACCUUUUAAAAGAAGUGUAAAAGCAUAAUUAUGAUUUUACAGGCGUGUGUGUCAUUUAAUCAAGGUCAAUAUAUGUCACAGAUCUGGUUUUUAAAAAGAAAUAUUCAAGUUUGAAGCUGGCCUCUUAAUUUCAGGGGCAUACUGUGCAAAAAUGUAGUAACUUCAUUUAGUAUCCUGACUUCUUUCUAGUGCCAUGGCCCAUGAGGUGUGCUUCUGUCUCCUAUUUUGCCUAUGUGGCCUGUUUAACCCAUAGUGGAUAGCUUCAUCCAUUUUUUGGCAUCAUGCCGUAGUACAAAGUAACACAAUGGGUUAAACAAGCCACAUAGGCAAAAUAGGAGGCAUGGAAGUUUGUAAACGAUAGCCAGGUAUUUAGUGACCGUUUUGGUGCUGAUCUCUGGUUCAUGUCUUUGUUUCGAAAUGUGAAGAUUAAGCUUUGAUGUUUCAUCAAAUUUAAAGUAGCAUAACUGCCUUGAGGAUUUAUUUUUCCUUUUCACAUGUUAGUGGAGAUCGUGGUCUUUAAGAAUGAAACUCAGUGAUCUACAAGUUUAUUGAAAGUAUAUCUCUCCCUCACUCCUUCCCGUCUCUCUCCCUCUUUAUCCGAGCUCUUCUCUCUCUCUCUCUCGUAAUUUAGGAUUUGCUACUUCCUCAACACAUUGAAUAUUUAUAUUAAACUUAACAAACGUGAUUUUACUCUUUCUAAAUUUAAGCACUCAGUCAGCGUUUUAUUCGAUAGUACUCCAUCAUUUCCCCAUUUUCGCUUCUUGGAGAUCUAAUUUGGUGGUGGAUACUGAAAAAGGUUAUAUCUUAUCCUUCAGACAUACAAAUGCUAGUAUUGUAAAAUAAAUCCUUGGCUAAUUUUGAAUAUUUGGUCCAUAUUGAAAUCCCCCUGUCACUCAUUAAUAACAGAGGACGGUAGGCAGCUUCAGGAGAGUAUGGUGAAAUAAAGAAAAUCGAAGAACGAGUUAGGAACUAAGAGACGGCAGGACUGUUUUCUAUUUAGAAUAAUACGUUCAUCCUUUGCCGGCAUCAUACGACGUUAUUUUUCUAUUCGAUUUUUCCUUCCUCCUAGAGUCAUUCAAAGACAUCACCAACAGAUGUGCAUAAUAAAGAAAUGAUACCUUAUACAUUUAACGAUUGUACCGUACACAUCUACUUGUACAUUUUUUUUCAUUAUUUAUUACUGCUUACUUUAAAUGGAUUGGUUGUUGUUUUCUUUGAAAUGGGUCUUUUCCUUGGGAAUCUUUUCAGCUCCAUCGUUCGAAUGUUCGUUUUUUUUUUCCUUCAUAGAGUUCAUCUCAUACUCCAUUUAAUUUUCCUCAUACGAGGCAAAAAUUGGUUUCAAUGUUAUACCUCUCCUUGCAUCUAAUUCUAAUAAGUUUACUAUCAACGUGCAGUUAGAUUAGCAAAGUUGCAGAAGGACACUGUUCUAACAGCUCCUUGCCCUACUUCUGUACUCUAUCCAAAAAGCGGAGGCAACUUACAUUGCUUCACUGCAAUCUCAUCUUGUGCUGUGCUGGACGUCCUUGCUCCACCAUAUUCUGAAGCAACUGGGCGAUUUUGCACAUACUAUCAUGAUUAUCCUUUUUCUAAUUUCCGUAAGUAAAUUGUUUUUAACUGAUUCUAUACGAUUUGGAUUUUUAUAAGCUAGCAUAUUUCUUAUUGUACCCAGUUGCUUUUAGUUUUCUCUCAAAAUAGACUAAACAGGGAUCAAAUUCAUUCAUGGAAGAUGUAAGAAUGCCUCAACAACUAAUUUCUAAAGCGCAAUGGCCAGUGAUAAGAGCAUAAGAAUCCCUUGUUGACAAGCUUUACAAGAUGUCAGAUGAAGUACAAGAGGAUUGAUUUUUGAAGUAUUCUUAACUGGAUUUUCUGUGCCAGCUGUUCGUGGUUUAAUUUGUUGGUAGAUUUAAUCUUUUAAAUUUUUGAUGAUUGAACCUGGAGCAACUAUGCCUGUUCUGAUCAUUGACAGCCUUCAAGUGUUGACUUUUGUACCUUUUUAAUGUUACCCACUAAAAACGAAGAUGAUUGAAGAUAAAGAGACAGUUAAAACUAUCUUCUACAUUGAUCUUGAAUCAUUGGACUUUAUUUUUCAUAGAUAUGUGUGUGUGUGUGUGUGUUUGUGUUUAAAAGUAUGCUGCGCGUCCUUUUAAUAAAUUGAGAGGUUCCACGGCAGCAACUGCGAGCACAACGCCAGAAGGAAUCACUGGAAUCAAUACCGAAGAGCCAGAUGAGGAUCAUGCAUGGGUUGCAAGGAUUGAAGCCCCAGAUGACCUCUACAUACGUCAGGGAAGAUACAAUGGCCCAUCUGUUCAGGUAUAUUUUCCUCCUAUUGUUUGCUGCUUCCAGUAA